GAUUGCAGCUCCAAACCAUCAGAUACAGAGUCACUCUACUUACAACACACAGGCUCUGAAGGAAGGGGAGGCAGAGCAAAUAUUUCUAUUGAACAGGAGUUUCUACCUUUCCCUCACAGACUCCGCCGGACCAUCUGCGCAAAUGAAGAUGGACUGCGACCAUGGCAAGUCAUCCAAACCCCAGGGUGUCAAAGUGAGCAAAUCAGUUUCCACCAUUUGCUCUUCCUCGAGUAAUGCCAACUGCCACCCCAUCCAAGGCCCUGCGAGACGAGCUCAGGGUAGGAACCACAGUGAAAAACUGGCCCCAUCCCCAGAUAUCAUGUCAGCCGCUUCUAGAAAGAGUCAAAUGUCAGACUUCUAUAAUGGCAAUGUGGCCCGGGGGUGCCCCUCUGAUGCUUCAGAGGAGCUCCACCAAAGGGUUGCCAAGGAGAGCCAGCAGAAUGGGGAGACCACUCCGAAGGAAACCAUGGCAACAAAGAGAAUAGCCAAUGCCCCCAAGGAUUCCCCCAUCAAGCGUACUUUCCUGUUUGGGGCAAACAAAAUUGACAAUGGCAGCAAAGUGACCCUGAAGAAAUCUACCAUCCAUAAGCCGCCUGAGAAGGGUUGUUCUCCGCUAGCUGUUUACAGAGAAGGGAUGGCUGGCCUGAGAGGAGAGAGGCAGGCAUGGUCCAGCGUGACCCAGAGAAAGAAAAGGCGAGAUCUUUUCCCAGACUCAAAGGUUUUCAGCCACAUAGAUGCUCAUGUUCUGCGUGUGAGCGAGCAGAUAAAAUCAAAGCCAGCUUUGCCAUCAGUCCAGACCAUUGUUCAGCUGAUUACUGACGAGGCCCGAAGCAAGCUGGAGACAGUGCGAGCAAUAUGGCUGUGGCUGUGUCACAAUAUCUGCUAUGAUGUGGAUGGCUUCUUAGGGUUAUCUCAGAAGAUCCAUACCCCAGAACAGGUCCUGCAGACUGGAAGAGGCGUGUGCUCCGGUUAUGCCCAUUUAUGCCAAGAAAUGUGCAGGGAGGCAGGUUUGAGCUGCGUUGAAGUGUCGGGCUAUGGAAGAGGUACCGGAUACCAACAAGGGCAAAAAUGCCAACAAAAGAAAUCCAACCACAUGUGGAACGCAGUUCAGCUGGAAGGGCAGUGGUACCUGCUGGAUGCAUGCUGGGGAGCAGGCACUGUGGAUGCGGAGAAGAGAUUGUUUAUACCCAGGUACGAUGACUUCUUCUUUCUACCCGACCCUGAGGAUUUCAUUGAGACCCACUGGCCUGAUGAGCCAGAAUGGCAGCUUGUGCAGCCGCAUGUCUCGCUGGAAGACUUUGAACAGAGAGUUUUUAAAACGUCGGAGUUUUUCAAACUGCAGCUGUCCCUUCUCUCUCCAAAUCGCUCCCUUCUCAAAACAGAACACGGGGAAACAACGGUGUCUCUGAGGAGUACACAUCCAGCAGAAUUUAGCUACCAUCUCUCCAAGCUCUGUGGUGACGUUAGCCAAGAAGUAUUAGGCACGACUCACGGGAUGCUGACGGUGUCUGAGAAGAGCAUGACUCUCAAAGUUUUCCCCCCUACUGAGGGCUUGUUUGAGCUGAUGGUCUUUGCACGCCCGUCGGACGCUCAGAACCCCUAUAGCUGGGUGUGUUCCUAUCAGAUCAAGUGCCUGCAGUCCCAUAAGAAAGAACUGCCUGAAAACCCUUUUCAUUUCUGGGGCCUCCAUCCGAAGGGGAAAGACUUUGGGAUCGAGGAGUGCAACUGCGGAGAGGACCUGAUUGUUGUUGAAACAGGAACUUUGCUAUUGACGCUACAGACAUCUAGACCCUUGCUGGCCACAUACCAGCUGGUGAAUAAAGAUCUAGACACCUCCCUGAGCACGAAGUGCCUGGCCUCUCAAGCAGAGGAGGAGAAGCUGAGUUGCCACGUGCUGUGUCCUUUUCUAGGUUACUACAGGCUCUCGGUGUUUGUGAAAGAUUUAGGAGGUGACCUGUUCAAAAACGCAGCCAACUUCCUCAUUCGUUGCUCUGGUCCCAUCAACCAGAACGAGCUCUUCCCCUCUGGCCUCAGCAUGCACUGUGGGACAGGGAUCAGCACCGGCUGUAGGGGCUUUUCUAACCCCAGCCACCCUGCCCCCAUCAUCAACACCAACCAGGGUAAGUGCAACAUCACGUUCCACACCCGGGCGGACACCGAAGUGGCCGCCAUCCUGAGUAAGGACAAAGUCACCAACACCAAGUACCCCAUGGAGAGAUAUGUCCUGCUCACCCAUCUGGGAAACAAAGUCAGCAUCUGUAUCCUGCUUCCUGAAUCAGGCCUCUACAAAGUAGGGAUCUUCAGCAGGAACCAGGACCACAAGGACUUUGCUCACGUCUGCGACUACGUUGUCCGCUGCUUUUCUGAGCCACGGUGGCUUCCGUUCCCCCGAGUGUACAGCACAUGGAGGAGAGGCUGCAUCCUGCUACAGCCCAGGACAGGAGUGCUCCAGGAGCGAAGCUGGAUCAGGUUCAGAGUCAAGUUGCCAAAAGCCUACAGAGCUCUCGUGGUCGGGCAAUCCAGGACUGAACUGCAGCCAACUCGCAGCAAGAUCUGGGAGGGGGAGGUGUACACCGGGCUCGCCGGGACUAUGCUCAAGCUGGCAGUGAAGUUCAAUCAGCAUUCCACCAGCAUGGAUGUCAUCCUGUUGUUCGACGUGGAAGGCAGCUCCCCCAGUUCAGAGGGGUCUUCAGGGUAA
Gopherus flavomarginatus (Mexican gopher tortoise) is the source of this 2698-nucleotide messenger RNA. RefSeq names its product kyphoscoliosis peptidase-like. NCBI's taxonomy places the organism in Eukaryota, Metazoa, Chordata, Testudines, Testudinidae. The record is from RefSeq and is a predicted model, not a curated record. The transcript has 6 exons. The coding region runs from base 143 to 2698 and encodes 851 amino acids.